CUUAGGAAAGUGACUACCUACCUCCACGCGGUGCGGCCUGUUAGUACCUUUUAGGGAAGCCAAAGGUAGUUGCGACUUGUUAAAAGCCUUUUUCAAGGCUAUUUGUUGUGUGCGAUGGCAAGUAAGCCACCACACUUUGCGGUUCUCGCCCGGACAGAGGGAGAAGAAGGGCUUGUGGAAGAGACACAGGCAUCAACUCCGUCUCUGCCAAGUCGGCAGGAUGGAUCGCUCGGCAAUAAGGUCAUUGCCGCCAAAAAGGUUCAAGAUGAACUGCAUGAGUAUCUUGUGGCUAAUGCCCAUUCCAAAAUUGGGACAAGGGAUCAUAUUCCCCAGAUAUUAAGGAGAGUUGAAACAAUUAUAGAACUUUUAACUGAAAGUGAAGAACUAAAGAAGAUGGUGUCCAGCAUACAGAAGAAUUUGGAAGAACUGAAGGUUGCAGAAGAAAGAAGAGGAGGAAGAUCUUUUGCGCAAGUGGUCGCCAGUCCCCCCUUGGUUAAUAAGAGGGCGGUGGAGCCAAGGGAAGUGGUUAUUGUGCAGCCUACAGAAGGAGACAGUGAUGCUGAAAAAACUAAGAUGACAAUAAAAGAAAAAAUUAAUCCUCAGGCCUUGAAGAUUGGAGUUAGAGGACUCAGAAAAUUACGAAAUGGGGCUAUUGCCAUUGAAGUUGAAAAGGCAAGUGAUAAGUUAAAGUUACAAAAGGCAGUGGUCGAAAUUCCUGGAAUGACUGCUCGUGAGCCUAAAAAACGCACACCAAAAGUAAUCAUUCACUCAGUACCUAAGGAUGUAGAGAAAGGACAAUAAUACUGGACUUGAGGAAUUUGAAAAGGGUUUCUUGGUAAGAUUCCCUCUUGGAAACAGAAACAGGUCCACAUCUAGUUGGGUGGUGGACGUCAGCCC
This is a messenger RNA of Centruroides sculpturatus (bark scorpion), 897 nucleotides long. RefSeq lists its product as uncharacterized. Lineage: Eukaryota; Metazoa; Arthropoda; Arachnida; Scorpiones; Buthidae. Bases 115 to 801 code for a protein of 228 amino acids. The record is from RefSeq and is a predicted model, not a curated record. The transcript is spliced from 2 exons.